AGCGUCAUCUUCUCGUCUGACUCAGGCGUGGGACCAGUUUGCAAGAUGCCAGUCCACUACAACAAUCCUACUGAUUCCAAGCAGCCUGUGGGGUCAAAGUCAAACCACCAUUAUACGUGAAAGACGCGGUGCAUACAAUGCAUAGAGAUCAUCACCACCGUCCGCUCUGCCAUCUCCUGGAAAAUCAACGGCUUGACACGCUGCCUGUGACAUCAACUCAUAUCACAAUUUGUCUUCGGUUCUAAGGUACACAGCCUGCCCGCCGGUGCUGAAACGCGGAAAUCAUUAUACUCCAGUUUGGUUUCCGGGAAAAUGUUAAAUGGAUUUUUCUUAGAGGCUAAGCAUUCUUCUUUGUUUUAAAGGGGGAGGGGGGUCCUGCCAAGUGAUAGAAAAGCGCCAUUAAUAAAAUUAUACAGAGUCUUGUCUCCUUCUUCCUGCGAAUUGCAGUACUGAAAAUGUCUCUCACCCUUAAAAUUCAGAAAGAACUUACCCACCCAUCAGCAAGAGUGAAAUCUCUGGAUGUGCAUCCAUCAGAGCCAUGGAUUCUAGCAAGUCUGCACUCAGGAAAUAUAUUCAUCUGGAAUUACCAGUCACAGGCCAUGGUGAACUCUCUUGAGGUUGCUCAGCGACCUGUUCGGUCAGCGAAAUUCAUAACGAGCCAACAGUGGAUUGUCACGGGAGCCGAUGACGGGCGAAUUAGAAUAUACAAUUACAACACCAUGGACAAGGUUAAAGAAUUCGAAGCGCAUACAGAUUUCAUUAGGUGCAUGGUUGUCCACCCUACCCUUUCAUACCUUCUGUCAUCGUCCGAUGACAAACUCAUCAAGCUCUGGGAUUGGGAGAAGGAUUGGGCGUGCACUCAAGUCUUCGAGGGACAUCACCAUUACGUGAUGCAAGUGGCGUUCGAUCCAAAAGACACCGAAACCUUUGCAAGUGCGUCGCUCGAUGGCACAGUUAAGCUAUGGAAGCUUAGCUCUCCCACCCUAAGUGGCACAUUGGAAGGCCAUUCCAAAGGCGUCAACUGCGUUGAGUUCUUCACGGAUGAGGGUAAACCAUGUCUGAUAAGUGGUUCGGAUGAUUAUACUGCUAAGGUGUGGGAUUGUGAAACUAAAAUUUGUGUCAAGACACUGGAAGGACACACAAACAAUGUGACUGCUGUUUGUGUUCAUCCCGAACUUCCCAUACUAAUAACAACAUCUGAGGAUGAAACGGUUCGCGUGUGGCACGCGACCACUUACGAGCUUGUCAACACAUUGAGCUAUGGUCUGCGUAGAGCCUGGGCUAUUGGGUGCAUUAAAGAUUCACAUCGGGUUGUUCUUGGGUAUGAUGAAGGAACCAUUGUGAUAAAAGUAAAGGCUGAUCUGUGAAGCUCCAAGCUGGGAUGGAAAACUAGAAUGAAGUAAUGAAAUAAAUUCGCCGAUGUUGGUUCCUACUACUGCCCUCCUCUGAAUGCUCUCUGCAAAAGGGGAGGAAGACUAGAAGAGAUAAAUAUGGUUCGGUGAAUGAGAAGAUUAUUAUCAGCCUAUAUAUUUUACUGCUUUGGUUUUCCUUCAAGCUAGGUCUUUAUGUAUAUGUUUUAUGGUGUGUUCUGCAGCUGCUUCCCCUAUGGAAUGUUGAGUAUUGAAUAUUUAAGUUUGUUUAACAAUUAUUUAGAUUAGACAUCUGAAUAUGAAUCCUUUUAAAAUGUUAGUUCUUA
Molecule: messenger RNA, 1696 nt
Organism: Malania oleifera
Lineage: Eukaryota; Viridiplantae; Streptophyta; Magnoliopsida; Santalales; Ximeniaceae
Product: coatomer subunit beta'-2-like
Exons: 9
Coding region: 456-1367 (303 amino acids)
Biological process (GO): intracellular protein transport; intra-Golgi vesicle-mediated transport; retrograde vesicle-mediated transport, Golgi to endoplasmic reticulum
Cellular component (GO): COPI vesicle coat
Molecular function (GO): protein binding
Source: RefSeq, a predicted model, not a curated record